AGAAACGCUGCCAACACAAUCGACUCCCUCCAACACCGAAGGUCAGACGCAGACGAUAUCAAAUUUUCUUUAGGAAAAGAACUGCGAGAAGUUACAUUUUCCAGUUACUUGUUGUCAUCUUUCAAAAGAUCAAGCAGUUUAUAGUAGUUUACUGAAGUUUAUUGUGGAGACUUACGAAAUAAUGUCGAUCACGGUAACACUUCAACACUUUUAUAUCGGAAAGGUGUCCAUUUUGAAAUAUCUGCAACAUGGCUUCCGCUAGGAAGAAACAGGACGAAAAACACCUCAAAAUUUUACGAGAUUUAGUGUCAAAUCCUUCGAAUCGACAAUGUUUCGACUGCCAUCAAAGAGGGCCUACUUAUGUCAACAUGACAAUCGGCUCGUUUGUCUGCACUUCGUGUUCCGGGCUCCUGAGGGGCCUCACUCCACCUCAUCGAGUCAAAUCUAUUUCAAUGGCCACCUUUACACCAGAAGAGAUUGAGCUUAUAUCAUCACGUGGUAAUGAGUAUUGCCGUAGAAUAUGGCUUGGUUUAUAUGAGCCAGGCCGUAUGACUGAGACAAGAGAUGAGCAGGGAAUCAAAGACUUCAUGAUUGCAAAAUAUGAAAAGAAAAGGUACUACCUUGAUCCCUCAAUGGCUAAUAUGAAUGGGGCAACUUCUCCCCCGGCAUCCUUAUCAAGUUCAUCAUCAACCUCAACUUUAAACUCAUCUAAUGCUGCAAGUGCCAUCUCACCAAUUAAACCCCUUUCUAGUUUAGUUGGUAGUGUUACUUUGCCUGUUUUAAGUACAGUCAGCAACCCUAUACCAGCAGCCCCAAAUUCUUUUACUCCAGAUGAUACCUCUUCUGGGUUUUUAGUGGAUUUUGGUAAUAUGCCAUUAGCAAAUCAUACUACUAUGGCUGGUAACAAAGUCGAUCCCUUUGCCCUCCCAUCUACAUCCUCUAUUACCAAUACAAAUUCAAAUAUGAAUUUUGCAGACUUUGAUAACAACCCUAUUUUUGGCUCAUCAAAUGAAACAGACUUCUUUGGAAGUUUCCCCCUCUCAAAUUUUGAUGCUGCUCCAACCCAAUCUUCUACUUUUCCAGCAUUUUCUUUGAAUGGGGAUGCCUUUAGCAUCUCAACUAAAUUCAACCCUAAUUGCUGGAGGUUGCCUUCAAAUUCAAUACCAACAUCACAGAGUUUUCCUGGAGUGAGUCAAAAAUCAUCAAGUGGUAGUGGUAAUGCCUUCCAGCAACCUCCUGCAGAGGAUCGCUAUGCUGCUCUUAAAGACUUGGAUUGCCUUAUGAAGUCGCAAAACUCAGAACCGAGUUCAACUCAAAGUGGAGCCCAGCCAGACUGGAGCCAUGCAUCUCCUCCGGCACCAUCCUGGUCUGCUUUUGGAACAUCACCACAACCAGGAGGAUUUAACUCUUCUGGUUUCCCCUCUGACAGCAGCAAUGCUCCUUCUAAUGCAGGUCCAGGCACUUCAAAUCCUUUUACUAGUUCUGUAUCUAAUCCAUGGGGCGCUGCUGAUGGGGCUGUGGCAAAUCCAUUUUUAUCAGGACAAUCUAGACAGACUGAUCAGUCAUUAGGAUUUGCGUGGAAUGGAAAUGGCUCAGGUGUAGGACUGAAUGGCACAUCACCACUGAAUGGAUUUCAUACUAAUACCUCUGCAUUCCCCACUAGUCAAUCUCUUACUUUUCCAUCCAAAAGCUGGAAUACCGAGCCUGCUGGUAAUCCAUUUGUGAUGGGACCAAGAACCACAACUGGAAGCCAUUCUAACAACCCAUUCUUAUAAGGAUGAUACAUCCUGAGUAUGAGUUUCUUACAUCAUUUAAAAGCAUGUGAAAAUUAUCAAGUUUGACUAAGGUGUCAUUACAUCGAUUUGUGCAAUUUUAUGAUGUAUGCUUUUACUAUGUGAUUGCCAGAUAUGUUUUUCCUGAAUUUAAUUUUACACAUAACUUGAAAGCUUGACUUCAGUGUCACUGGUCAAUUCUGAUCCGGAGAAAUCUCUUUUACAUUCAAGACUUCCAUGUAUAAUGCAUUUCUGGUAUUCAUUAAUUUUAACUACUGACUCAGCUAUCAUGUCAAUGAAUGUAGAAUAUGCUAAUAUGCAGCACUAAUUGUGACAGCACCUACUAUUCUUUGAAUCUUUCUCUGUCAGUACACCUUACAGAAAAUCAUCAAUUUGUUUUUCCUCAUGUUUUUGUUAUUUAAUCAACAAUUUCCCUUAAGAACAAAUAGUGAAAUACCUUAGUUUCAUUACAGUAGUGUGAUGAAAGUGACAAUAGGCUUGUCAAGCCUUUGUGUGGGUUGCUUUUCAUUUUUGAAAAUUUCCCUACAACGAUAAUUAACUUUGUAGUCUAUCUGAUUGCUAUCCAAAGGAUUUGUAUCUAUUACUUUCUUAGAGUAUUCAUUGUAUGCUUCUUUUGUGAUCUACACAUGUCAUAUCACUUUUUAUUAAGCAUUUGUGUUUAUGUAGUGAAACCCAAUUUUCUUGCAGCAUGUAAUGCAGGCUUACUCUUUAUUUUUUUAGCAAUCAAUAUUACUUGCUCUGUUCAAUCAGUGGACUUAUGCAUCCUCUUGUUUUUCUGCAAAAACUUUAUUUGGUAUUGAUUACAUUUCAUGAAUGUGACAGUAGUCAUUGGGAAAAACCUAAUGUGUCUUUGACCUAUACUCAGUGAGCUGGAAGUCAUCAAGGUUAAAUGAUAUUUGAUACAUUUGUGAGUUGGUUAUAGUCUGAUCAGUUUGUGUUUUAAUCUACCAAUACUUGAAGGUGUUGUUCUCAUCAGCUUUACAUGUAUUGUUAUAACUCUUAUUUAUUGAUUGACCUACUCUAUAUAUUGUUAUAUUUUGAAUCUCCUGGGGACAUACACAUGAUACAAUUUUGUGACCUUUUCCAAAAUUCAAUUUUACCUAAUUUGAUGGUACUUUUGAAAAUCUUAUUGUGUAUUGGGUUGUAAUCUGCAAAUAUUGUUAUUUUUUUGUAAUUUAUCGAUGGUGCAUUGCAAGCAAUUACAGGUUCUGAUCAAUUUAGUCUCGGUGAAGCCAGUGAAGCUGAAGCCACUCUGUCAUUUGUUUUGAGUAAACUGAUUGGCUGAAUGAGCCAACUUCAAGCUGGUUUCGGCCAGUCAAAUUAUCCUAAACAAAUGAUGGGUUAGCUUCAGAUUCACUGGCUUCACUGAGACUAAAUCGAUCAUCGCUGCAUCAACCAUAUCAAGUGUUACUGGGAUGUAUAUAAACUUUCUUUUUCAUGCUUUGGGUUAAUUAACUUCUUUUUUUUUCAUGUAACCCUCUGUAGCUUGUUUGAUUUCAAAGGAACUGACUUUGUCUGGAAAAUGUGUUAAUUUCAGUGUUUAAGACAAUAUGAGUUGAAGCUAACAAAAUUCGAGCCAGUUUUUGGGUGAAUUAAAUUUUCUAAAACUCCACUCCUAGACUAAAUUUUACUUUUGCCUGAAUAUUCUGUAGGAAAACUUUGUAACAUAAGUCAUUGGAGUGAUGUUUUUUUUUCUUUUUUUUUUCUUUCUUAAGAUUGUAAAUCAAUUUACCAUAGUUAUGAUUGUUGAAAAUAAAUUGGUAUAUUUUAUUCUGUCAAUUAAAUCCAUCUGAUGGUUCUUUAGGUAGUUUAUUGUAGACAUGCUUUACUCUCGGAGAAAGCUGAGUUUAGUGUAACUUUCAAAUGAGAAGUAUAAAAUCUGUCCAAUAUCUUGAUUUCUGAAAUGAAUUUGUUGUGAAAACUAUUAAGUUUUGGCUAAAUUAUAUUGCAUGUUAUGUCUCUUAUCAGAUGGGGGUUAUUAUUGUCACCAUGUAUUUGUGAUAUUAAAGAAAAGGCUUAAAAAUUGAAUAUUUUAGUGAGGUAUUCUUGCUAAAGAGAAUGUUUUAUUUAUAAGUACUGAGAUUUUUAUAGUUGUGUAUAUGGAAUGAUAAUUUAUCUGUCACCUUUUCAUGCAAUCGUCUACCUGUCCAUAAUAUUAGGUGCAAGUUUGGUAUUCCAAAACCUCUUAUUCAACCAUCUAGUGAACUUGCCAUCUGGUCAUAAUCCUUGUGAUUUUGGUAUAGAUUGUAUUUUUUUAACACAAUCCAGUCCAUCAUGCGGUCUGAUAUGUUGUUCCCUAAGUCAUUGUGGCUGUUUUGAUGCGUGGAUGUGUAGUUCCUCCUACAGAACUAACUUGUGGUUUAAUGCCUUUCCAAGGUGGUGGGGGCAGUAUCAGCAUGGUUUCUGAUUCAGCAUUAUAUUUAUAGGAAAUUUAAUCAUCUGAAUUUGACACAGUUCUCACUCUGAGUAUGUAUGUGUUUUGUUCAGACUGUUAAGUAUAUUGGAAAUUUUGCUGGGUUUCAGCUCUAGCAGUUAUUAUGGCUGUCUCAUGGUUAUUUCUUUCUUGAACCAAUGGUCUGCUAUCUUUGUUUUCUCUUUUUGUGCCUUUUAUAUGCAGUGAUAUGAUUGCAUUCUGGACUUGUGUUCUGUAGGGAUGUGGAGAGUUAAAGUAUCUUAAGUACAGUAUGCUAUAGAAAAUGUUUUUAAAAUGUUUGGCUUCAGUGGGCUUUUGAUAAGACCUGAUCAGAUUCAAAACUUUCAUUUAUGACAUUGACCAAAGCAACUAAGUAUUGUUCAAUAGUGAAAGUUCUCCUAACUAACUUGGUUUGAACUUCUAUGACUAUUUUUGAGGAAUUUAUACUUUCUCCUCAAUGCUCUAUUCAUUUGAAUACGUAGUUUUGAUGGUGCUGCACUAUGUAAAUCCUUAACACUGUUUAAUUGUCAAGUGAAUUUUACUGUAGUUGAGCAGGUUUAUUAAAGCAACUGACUAUUUGGCACCAUCUUAUCUGACAUGAUGGAUGAAUUCACUGCUCUCUGAAAUGUAGUUAUAUUAUUUCAUCUUUGCCAAUGCAUCACCUUCAUUCCGUUAUGAUUUUGUAUUUAAGUACUAGCUUGUAAGAGAAAGCAGGGUAACCACUUACUAUUCUUGGAGUUAUUAGCUUUAGGAGUGGCUAAAAGUACAGCAGUUGAGCCCUUCUAUAAUGAUUGUCACCUUUACACUAAAAAUUAAUUUUGGAAGCCCUCUCAGACUUUUGUCUAAUAUCGCAUCGUGAUCUUGGGAAUGAGCCUAAACGAUAAGUCAAUGCUCUCUGCAACUGUAAUCACACUUCUUCACAAACCAAAAACUAGGAUGUGCUAUGUUAUGUAUCAAUGAGCCUUUAAGAUGUGUGAAAGAAACUCUCUUGAGCUCUUGUAUUGCUGAAUCAUACUGUAAUAUUUUGUAUUUAAAAAUCUUAUUUUUGUAAUAAUAGGCAUUUAAAAUAAAUAGAAAAUAUAAAAAUUGA
Molecule: messenger RNA, 5296 nt
Organism: Frankliniella occidentalis (western flower thrips)
Lineage: Eukaryota; Metazoa; Arthropoda; Insecta; Thysanoptera; Thripidae
Gene: drongo
Product: arf-GAP domain and FG repeat-containing protein 1
Exons: 11
Coding region: 249-1775 (508 amino acids)
Molecular function (GO): GTPase activator activity
Source: RefSeq, a predicted model, not a curated record